AUGGAGAAGGCAAGGAGUAGUCUAGGGCUUGUUGAUCUAAGCAAACACAACUUUCACCGAACCUUAGAUUCUCUCCAGGAAAGCGCUCAUUCUCUUCUUCUCCUUUCCGUUCAAUGGAAGGAGAUCGAAGGGCACUUCGAUUCCACGAAAGGCCUUCUCGAAGAGCGAGCCAAAGAGCUACAAGCACGUGAGGAAUCACUCAAUGGCCGAGUCAUGGAACUCGAGAGCAAGGAGAAGGAGCUUUCUUCGGUUCACGACUCGUUCGAAGCCAAAGUGGAUGAGUUUGAGAAGAUGGAGGUGAGGUUUCACUCGGAAUGCAAGGAAGCUUUGGAGAGAAGGAAGGCAGAGUUUGAAGGGUUUACAAAGAGAAUCGAGUCCAUGGAGAAGGAACUAGAGCAACAGAGAGAUCUGAGACAUGAGUUUGAGCCACUUGUUUCACUGUUGGGUAAAGACACUGGCUGCUCAAGUGUUGCAAUGUCUACAAACGAUUUGGUCAAGAGAAACCAAGCCUUGGCGAGAUUGAUUCCAUGUUUGGACCCGGCAAAGAUUGUUUUGGAUGCUAUACAAGCGUCUCUUAAAGAUUUUAAUGAUAGUGUUGUUGUUAAAAGUUGCAUCGUUUUGUUGGAGAAACUGAUAGAGAUGAAUCUACCUAUCACAUGGGAGGUGGACCAGGAAGCGACUCAGCUUGGUAUUAACUGGAUAAGCAUAGCAAAAUCUAACACAAACAAUGAAUCUUUGGUGCUAUGUUGCUUGUUGUUUCUGGCUGCUUAUGGUUUGGCCUCUGUGACUACUCGUGAAGUGCUGUUAAACCUUUUGGAGCGUUUCCUUCUGUAUGAUCAAGCGCCGAGACUGUUUCGGCUUCUGGAGUUAGAACAUAGUGUUUAUGGUGUGGUUGAAACUCUAAAGAACAAGGAAGAGUACUUAGCAGUACUGAGAUUCAUAUGUGAGUUCAGGUUAUACAAGCUUUGUCCAAGAGGGAGACCAGGAGCCCUUUUGCAUGAGUACUUGAUUUCAUCAGAUAGAGCUGCUAGAGUUCCUUUUGGAACUGUAAACUUAAUGGAGGCGCAGAAAGCGAGGAGGGAGAAGAUUAAAGCUGAUGCAACCAUGGCACUUGAGUGCAUCCAAGAGAGGAAAGCUGAGCAUAUGUUCCCUCCUAAGAUUCUUAAUAAGCUGAGUCUAUUAAAGAACGGCGAAUCAGCAGCCAAGAGAGCAAUGGAACCAGUUCAUAAAAGUCUUGAGGGGAGACAGAACACAACCAAUGCUGUAGAGAAACUUAAAGCUGAAUCUGUCACUCCUUAUGAACAGAAGCAGCAUGAAGCCAAACGACAAAGAUUAACUGAGCCUAUAACUCCUUCAGGGGAUAAGAUUGGUGAAUCAGGAGAUGCCAGUCCAACUCAUCCUUUAAGCACUGAAGCUAAGCCAAACAAUCUCUGUGGCUCCAUCAGCGCAGACAUGUUAAGGGAGUUACUAGAAAAGAAACCUCUAGAGCGUGAACUCUCCAAUGCUUUCAGAUGCACAUCAAAUCCAGAAAAGCUAGUUAUAGACACAUCCAUGUCUCUAUGUCCUACAAACCUUGAAGGGAGCUACCAAUUCAAGCUGCUGAUUACUUCAGAUAGCUGCAACUUAUUGUUGGACCAGCUGAAGAAGCUCCCUGUUCAAAUAGGACAUCCAGUAAAAGGGGAUGCAAAGAAACUUGCUGUUUACUGGAGAGAAAAGAUUACAAAGAAUAAGAGUGAUGAGUUAGAAGUAGUUUGUUUCCUAAAGUUUCUAGGUAUCUAUGGGAUAGUGUCAGAGUUCAAGACCAGUGACCUUCUAACUCUACUGGACACCUCUUAUUGGCACACUGCAUGUCCUGAUCUUUGCCAGUUUCUUGGUUUAGACAACGCCAUUACAGGUUUCAUUCAAGACCUCAUAACGACUGGGCAUCGUCUCAAGGCAGUUAACUACAUAUACUCAUUUGGUAUGUUACAUAAGUUCCAUCCUGUUUCUGCUAUUAUAAACGAUUCAUUGAGGAUUACAAAGGAGGCUGCAGAGAAGGCGUUUAGAGACGCAGAGAAUGAACCUGCAUCACAGGUUGCUGCAAUAGACAGGCAGAUCAGGUCCUUAAGAGCCGGCGUCAAAUGCAUAACGUGUCACAAACUCGAAUCAGAGUUUCAGCUCGAAGACCUCGAGGAGAGGAUCAAGUCGCUUUUGAAGCUUAGAAGAAACGUGUCUGAUACGGCAGAACCACCAAGUUUAGGAGAGGUUGGUUCUGUCAGCAGCAACAACACACGUUUGGAACAUUCAACGACGGCUGUUUCCUCCUCUGCUAGCAAACCGGGUUCGAGAGGACAAAAGCGAAGUCAGAGCUCAGUACAUGUUGCUUCUUACACAAGCGAUCAUUUUCCUGAACAUGGCUCUUCCCUGAAUCAAAGACUGACUUGGCCGGUGGAUCAUUACAGCAGAGGUUUCAACUCUGACUACAAUCAUAACCAGUGGACACAACCGGAGGGACCUCCUCAGUAUCAACAAUAUUAUCAACAGUAUGAUCCUUAUCACAGGAAUCAUUUCUAAGUGUAUUAUAGCUUUGUGGGUGAUUUCUUUUUGUUGUUUGCAGCAGAUUUUUCUUA
Brassica oleracea var. oleracea is the source of this 2609-nucleotide messenger RNA. Its product is annotated as FRIGIDA-like protein 5. Lineage: Eukaryota; Viridiplantae; Streptophyta; Magnoliopsida; Brassicales; Brassicaceae. The record is from RefSeq and is a predicted model, not a curated record. Bases 1 to 2553 code for a protein of 850 amino acids. The transcript is spliced from 5 exons.